This is a messenger RNA of Tuber aestivum (summer truffle), 2027 nucleotides long. The record is from the annotation of a GenBank genome assembly. NCBI's taxonomy places the organism in Eukaryota, Fungi, Ascomycota, Pezizomycetes, Pezizales, Tuberaceae.
ACCGUAUCACACCUCGAUUCAUCCUUCUACCGUGCUCGUAAAUUCUCGGCCACUCGUUGCCGGGGACUAGUACCACGUCAGAUUCGCUCUGGGUUGGAGCGCCGGAAUGAGAGAAAAAAGGAAGGAGAAAUUCCAGGGCCCGGGAGCUUCCGCUAGUCCUCGGCGAUGAGCUCAUAUUCCGCCGAGCCGAGGAGAAGGGCACAAGAUACCUCUAUGGAAGGGCCCCAGGAAGUCUUGCUCGAGUAGGAGUACCGGUGUAUCCCCAUCGCACUCGUUUUGGUAGACACUGCGGAUGCGGGUACUCUGCGGGCUUGAGAGGAGUGACGGUGAAGGGAAGCUCAGAGCAGGCCACCCCCAAAGUCGUUCCAUAAACACGCCAACAAACACGCCAUUCCCCCGUGGGAUGACUGCGUCAUCGAUGGGAUGGGUGUACUGUAAGAUGGGCAUCAUUGUCAGGCAACACCUCUAAUCGGUUGGAAACGAAACAUUCUGUCUUUGGGGUAUAAGUAUCUCCCCAUACGCAAUGGUCCCAUACUCCGUUCGUUGGCAACAAUCAUUUCCCUAUCCAAUUUACCAAUCAUGUCUAUUCCCACAGAGCAAUAUGCGCAAAUCUUUAAGAGCAACAAUGCUCCGAUUGAGUACAAAAAGGUUCCGGUCCCAAAGCCAGGCCCGGAUGAGGUUUUGGUCAACAUCAAAUAUACUGGAGGUGAGUUGCGGGAUCUGAUUUGGUUUGGUGGUUGGUUCCCUUUUGUUGAUCUAGACCCUAGUUUGCCAUUCCGAUCUUCACGUAAAACGCCCCUGCCGGAUUGCGGCGGUGAGAAGUUACUAACGAAGGAUAGGCAUGGAAAGGUGACUGGCCUCUGCGCACUAAACCAAAUUUGAUUGGAGGUCAUGAAGGUAUGAUCUUCCCGUAGAACUAGGGGGAAAAAAGUACAUUCCUGACUGUCCACCAAGGUGCUGGUGUUGUCGUCGCCGUGGGGGAGCUGGUUGAGGAUGUCAAAGUAGGAGACCAUGCGGGCAUCAUGUGGCUCAACGGGAGUUGCGGCCAUUGCGAAUUCUGUAGGUUUAUUCCGUCCGACUUCUUUAUAACCCUACUAAUUCGGAAUAGGUAUGGCUAGCGACGAGCCCUUGUGCGAAAAGGCUCUGCUCUCGGGGUACACUGUGGAUGGUAGCUUCCAGCAAUACGCGAUUGGCAAGGCCGCACAUGUCGCUAGAAUUCCCAAAGGAGUUCCAUUGGAUGCGGUUGCUCCGAUCCUAUGCGCCGGAGUCACGGUUUGCACCCGAUAACCGCCCAUCAGCCCUACCAUACUAACUCUAUUAGGUUUACAAAGCCCUUAAGGAAUCCCGAGCCCAUGCAGGUCAAACUGUAGCCAUCGUCGGUGCCGGCGGUGGUCUCGGCUCUCUUGCUGUAAUCACCCUAGAUUCUUUUACUCGUACCGUAGCUAAUCGAAGAUUAUUAGGUGCAAUACGCCAAAGCGAUGGGUUUCCGUGUUAUAGCCAUCGAUGCCGGAAGUGAAAAGCAAGAAAUGUGUCUCAACACGCUCGGUGCCGAGGAAUUUGUGGACUUUGCGAAAGGCGAUGUAGUUGCAAAGGUCAAAUCUCUCACCGGGGGUCUGGGUGCCCAUGCUGUCAUCCUUCUCGCUGUGAGCGAGAAACCCUUCCAACAGGCCGCUGAGGUGAGUCUACCCUAAAGCCACCCCACCCCGCCUGGAAAUGGAAUCAGGUGAUUGACGCUGGGUCGGAUAAUAUAGUACUGCAGGGCGCGUGGAAGCGUAGUCUGUGUAGGUCUCCCCGCCAAAGCCCGCAUCUCAGCUGAAGUAUUCUCGAUCGUCGUCCGAAUGAUUACCAUCAAAGGAUCCUACGUUGGCAAUCGCCUUGAUACCCAAGAGGCAAUCGACUUCUUCGCCCGAGGCCUCAUCAAAGCCCCCUUCAAAGUCGGGAAACUUUCCGAACUCUCCCAAGUCUUUAAACUCAUGGAGGAAAACAAAAUUGCAGGACGCUAUGUUCUCGAUACAAGCGUAAGAUGA